Felis catus (domestic cat) is the source of this 3194-nucleotide messenger RNA. RefSeq names its product translation initiation factor IF-2-like. The coding region runs from base 1675 to 2664 and encodes 329 amino acids. Lineage: Eukaryota; Metazoa; Chordata; Mammalia; Carnivora; Felidae. The record is from RefSeq and is a predicted model, not a curated record. The transcript has 2 exons.
GAGAGAGAAAGAGAGAGAGAGAAAAGAGAGAGAAUCCCAAACAGGUUCUGAGCUGUCAGCACAGAGCCUCAAACCCAUGAACCAUGAGAUCAUGACCUGAGCCGAAGCUGGACCCUUAACCAACCGGGGCACCCCCAGAAUGCACUUCUCAGCUUGUGCCUGCGGGACAGUUACAGGAAGUGUUCUGUUACACGGUAAGUUCUGGAGAAUCAAGUGGAAGCUUCUACAAUUAGACUUUUCUCUUGGAGACGGUCUUCAGCACCCCUCUCUCAAUCUUGCACUCCAGCCUUGAGAAAAACAUUUCCUAAAACGAACAAACACAGAAACAGAAACUCCUGUCCUGUUUGCCACAUGUCACCAUACUUAAGCCAAGCCAACUGCUGCCAUCAGAGCACUGCACUAAGCACAAGUUUUACAUCUUACACACAGCACGUUUCGGUGGUAAGCCGGCAUAGGUUUCGGACAUGGCCAGACUCCCUGAAUUCACAGGGAUUUAGCACCUGAAGCACUCAGUCUAAGAAGUUGAACCUGGAGCCUCGAUUAGGAGCAGCAACCCCAGGAGACCCAGCAGGAAGAGAGGCUACGCUGUUUGCAGAGACAGUGACACAGGGACCGUAUGUGUGGUGCCAAGUCUCACCAACAUGAUGACGCUUACACAGUGUCCUGGGUACAGAAUCACUCCAGACUGCUCGACCCUGAAACAGGAGCUCUGUGGACGGAAAGGAUGAAGUCACGCCAAAUUUGGAUCACACAGCGACACUUCCAAGGAAAGCGAAUGCCUAGAAUCGUCCAUUUAACUGCCAACAAGCACCGCUCAACACUUUCUCCUCGUUCAGUCUGAGGGUUCAGGCAAGAGCUGUAGGGUGCUCGUGAGCUUACACAGUGACUAUCACACAGCUGAGCAUCAGGACAGGGCUUAACACACGGAAAGAUAAAUCCUACGAGUAAGGCAAAGUGACGUUUCCUGCCAACAUCUUUUCCUAAAUCUUGUGGUCUCCCCAGAACGAUACCCCGAGGAGUCCCUUGCAUUUUGCCUGUUAGGACACUUGAUGGGCACUGUCCAGAUUAAGUCUAUACCAUCUGUCUCUAAGUAGCAGGGUGUAAGUGUUUACUUUCCCGGGGGUUGAGGGUGCAGAUUCCAGUGUUCUUCAGUUUCCACCCCACCCUGUGUCAUCCGCUGGAGGGGCUGUUCCGGUCUGGCAAAGGUAGUGCCUUAUUCUGGGGUCUCACUGACCCUGGAGACCACACAUCACAUGGUACUGGCCAGUCCUUCCUGAGUUUCUCAUGACCACAGGGUAUGACUGAGGAAAGGUCAAGGAUCCCGUCUGGCAGCUGUAUCACGAGCCCAUCCGAUUCCUUGGACACAGGAGUCGCGUGUUCUUUUACUCAGUGAAAAAGGAGAUUCUCAUCAAUAAAAGGAGCAGGGACUGCACGUCGCAUUUGGUAAGAAAUCCUCGAGAGUGAGGGCGCCGGACGGCGACACAGGACGCUUCUGUGCCCCCCACCCCGAGAACCACCACUAUUCACACGCUCAACAUCUACUCACACCCGAGACAGUGGCAACAGAGUCCCAGACCGUGAGGCAGAGGCCGAAGACAGAGCACAUCAGGAGGUAGGAGGCGGCCACGGGUGAUCGCAGUGCCCCUCCCCCCAGGCCAGCGCUGCACCGGGCAGAUGCCCCCGUACCUGUGGUCCCUCCAGGCAGGAGAGGACCCGGGACACAUAUACAGCUCCCCCAUCCUGCAGGUGCCUCUUCGGGAGCCCCCACUCAGGUUGUGCCCAACGGGGAUCUUAGCAAACAGACGUCCCCCUCGCAGGGCCCAGCCGGCCGGCCCAGCAGCAACCCCGCUCAUCUGCAGCGCCCAGGCAGGGGUGAGCCGAGGGAGCCCUGUGUUCUGCAGGUCCUCAAAUGAAGACACUUGCUGGCCCUGCAGCCCGGCCUGCCCCCGCCCAGGCCGGUCAACCGUGGGGUGCAGCCUCGGGCCCCUUCCUGCCCAGACAGCCUGCCGGGAGGGAAGCUCGCCCCGGCCCUGUCCCGCUGGGAAAGCAGAGCCACAGCCCCACCUCGCCCCACCAGGGAGGCCUGCAAAACGCUUGGAGCCUGCAGAGCAGCACACACGGGGGUCAGCCCGCAGGACAGAGCCGGUGGCCCGCUUCAGCCAGAGAGUCACCCCGAAUCCAGACACGAGCCCUGUGGGCCCCGGAGCUCGUUCUGCUCACGCGCCCUCGCAACCCCUUCCAGCGCUGUUCCCUCUGCAGCCUGCUCAGCCGUGGAGACAAACCGCACACGGCACGCAUCACGGGCCGUCCUCAGGGCUGCUCAUGGCGCACAGCGGGUGGGUCAACGGACCUGCAGAAAAGCUGGCGGCCCCCCACGGCAGAGACACUGGCUCAGAGCCCAGCCCCCGGCUGCUCAGGAGCUGGUGCGGAUGGCCCCGACAGUGUAGACGGUGCAGACAGCGUGGAUGGCCCAGUGUGGACAGCCCGGACAGCCAGCCCCACCCAAGUCCAGGCAGCCACAGUGCCCACCAUGCUGCCUCGCCCAGGCAGGGAACCCAGCCACCAGUCCCACCCAUCUCUCUGCGGCCGACCGCACAGGCCCCAAGAGCAAGCCCACCUGCCCGCGUCCACAAACCCAAACGGACACAUCGGGUGAAGACCUGACUCUCUAGAAGAAGACAACUGCUUGCUUACACACACAGACUCAUGAACAACUGAGUGAGCGUCACACCAAAGGAACAAAUUACCAGCUUCCAACUUCCCAAACCCCAGGAGACAGAUAGACGUCCAGGUUCGUGAGGCCACAAGGAGCCCCGAAAGGUCAAACAUGGAUAGGGCUGUGCCAAGACACCCUAUGACUAAGUUGUCAAAGUCUAAGACAAAGAACGAUUUUUCUUUUUUUUUCUUAAAAAACAAAACAAAACAAAACGAUGUCAUUAAAGCAGUAAGAGAAAAGAAAAUCAGAUAUGAGGGAAUGCCCAUGGGGUUACAGGCAGGCUUCUCCACAAGGGUAUUCCAGGCAGGGAAGGAAGGGGAGGAUACACUCAAAUACUGAUGGGGAAAAAAGCUGUCGGGGCACCUGGGUGGCUCAGCCGGUUGAGCAUCUGACGGGCUCAGGUCAUGAUCUCGUGGUUUGUGAGUUCAAGCCCCACGGUACGUUCUGCUGUCAUGCAGAGCCUGCUUUGGAUCCCCCG